GCAGAGGGCCGGUGUCCUAGCAGAUAUUGGUAUAAUAGCCCAAGCACUUCAAAGGGGGAGGUUUGUCUUGUGUUUAGCGCUUUCACUUAUUAAUUCUACUGUCAAUGAGAGUUCUACAAAAGAGGAACCAAAACGAGUAAGCUAAUAUGCUAAGAUUGUAACUGGAAGCAUCAAGUUUGCGUACACGGGUAGUUUUACAGAUUUAAUCCAACAAGAGGCGCUAGUUAGCCAGUUAGCUAACAUAGCCAGCUAAAUACUUCAUUUUGUUGUUACCGAGGCGGAGUUGCUUUUCAUAGCGAGCAACAUGCCGGAAUAUCUGGAGGACCCAUCUGUUCUCACCAAAGAUAAACUCAAAAGCGAGCUUUUGGCCAACAAUGUUGCUCUCCCAACCGGAGACCAGCGAAAGGACGUUUAUGUGCAGCUGUAUCUGAAAAACUUGACCGUGCAGAACAAUAAGAUCCUAUCUACAGACGCCUUCUCCAGCGACGAGGAGUUGCCUGUCCCGGUAGUGUCAAACAAAAGUCGCUCGGGCAGGAAAGCCACGAGGAAAACAGACAAGCCUCGGCCAGAGGACCUGGAUGUGACUGAGCUGACUAGUGAGGGCCUGAAGGAUGAGCUACUCAAGUAUGGAAUCAACGUCGGACCCAUCGUGGCCUCAACCCGUAAGCUGUAUGAGAGAAGGCUCCAGAAGCUGUUGGACCAGGGUCCUCCUGAGACCGUGGCUUUACCGGUGGUCAUCACUCAGGUAGACGGCAACCACAACGGCAACUCUGACUCGGACUGCUACAGCGACAAGGAAGAAGAGGUAACAACCGAACCAGAGCCUGUCCCAGUCCCCGUGGUGGAGAGACCUGUCAGAAGCAGAGGGAAGACCCCAGUCACCACCAGGACCCGCAGCAGCCAGCACAACCGGGUGGAGAAGAUAGCAGCUGGUGAGCAGACACCCAACAGGGUGGAUGAGAAGGAUGUCCUCAAGGAGAUGUUCCCCUACGAGACCAACACUCCAACAGGAAUCAACGCCACCUGUCGACGGCCCAUCCGAGGGGCAGCCGGCAGGCCCCUAAAGUCUGGUGACCUGUGGACAGAUGAGACCCUCCUGCGCUCCUCUCACUCUUCCUACACAGAGAGCCGCACCGCCACCGUCCACAGAGUCACCACCCUGCCCCCCUCUACCAGGCAGGCAACGUCAGUGGCACCCCCUGCUGGAAAGGCCAUAGCACCACCCCAUGGCCUGCCUGUCUGGCUGAAGCUGCUGCUCCUCGGCAUUGUAGCUGGCUUCAUAUUCUUCAUCUACCAGACCAUGGAGACCAACGCUAUGGCCCCCUUCGGAGGGUCCUCAGAUUCCACGCAGACCAGUGGCCAUGAGGUCCGCAAGUGAAGCCUGGAUGACAGUGCUCUGGCAGCAUAAUGUUACUGCCACCACUUUCACCGUUCCUCGCUUCCUUGGCAUUCUUGUUUUGUUUUGUUUUUUCUGUUUCCGUCACUUAUAAUUGGUUAAAUGGUUUGGUACAGGAGCCUAAUCUGUAUCGGUGCCUCCUGGAGACGACAAUGUCCAAAAUGAUAUAUUGAAUGUUGAAGAUGACCACUUCUCAUUCUAAAAUGACAAUACUGUCUUCUGUUUGUUUCAGUCCGUCCUUUCCCCAUCUUUGAGGCUGAGAGAAAGCCAGUCGCACCAAUAAUCUACAGAUCACGUACAUACACCGAAACAGUGGCUUCCAAAUUAUGUGAACUUGCUUUAUAUGGUCUAUGUUUUUGUUUUAUAUCUCUGCAUGGUGUAAUCGUGUGAUUGCAUUUGCCGGAGUCUGUGAAAGAGAAUUGCCUGUGUGCGUGUCUGUGUUUCACACGGUUUGCUUUUGUAAUGCUGUCACUAUAAUCUAAUGCAGUUAGAUGUAAUCUAAUGCAGUUAUUAGCAAAAACAGUCAGGCAAAGACUGAAGGAAUUUCAACCAAUUGUAAACAGCUAUUUCUUGAUCGAACCAACUAUACAGCGGGUAUGUGUGAGAGACAGGGAUUCUUAAAACUCAUGCACACAUAUAGCUCUUAUGCUGUUUUUUUGUCUUUUUUUUAAUUGAAAUUGUCUGUGGAGCCUAAUUAGUAAUGUAUGUAUUCAUUGUAAUAAAUCAUGUAAUAUCCUCUCAAUAAAACUGUUGUAAUAUGUAAGGAUAA
Molecule: messenger RNA, 2165 nt
Organism: Salvelinus namaycush (lake trout)
Lineage: Eukaryota; Metazoa; Chordata; Actinopteri; Salmoniformes; Salmonidae
Product: lamina-associated polypeptide 2-like
Exons: 6
Coding region: 305-1378 (357 amino acids)
Molecular function (GO): DNA binding
Source: RefSeq, a predicted model, not a curated record